AUGGCGUUUAGUCUUGAGCCUCGUACUUCACCUCACUCCAGGUUUUCCGGGUCUCUUUGCCUCAUCUUGCAGAUGUACAGCGCCAGGUUUGACUGGGCCGGCCACGCUUUCCUUGCGUCCAAUCAAGUACCUGGUUGGGGAUAUAAUUGGAAUCUGUUCUGGAUGUGUGGCUUAUCCAUUUCACUUGUGUCGAUUGAUUUGCCGGCUAAUCGGGGUUUCUCGGCAGCGUUCCCAGAGUUGCUCGUAAGAGAUCAUCUCGAGCCAGAAGAUACGCAGAAUACGGCGACAGCGGUUGAAGAAAACUUGGAGCCGGAGACUUACACAAAUUGA
Messenger RNA from Pieris macdunnoughi, 330 nucleotides. NCBI's taxonomy places the organism in Eukaryota, Metazoa, Arthropoda, Insecta, Lepidoptera, Pieridae. The record is from the annotation of a GenBank genome assembly.